AUGAUGCAGAUAGUUGAAUAUGAUGUUUGUUUUAGAGAGUUUGAUAAUAUUACAAAACAACUUUGUAAUUUCACAUCUUCUGAGACAAAAAUUUCUGUUGAAAAGACAAUUGAAUAUUUCCAUCAUUGUUUUGAAGUAUAUGUCAUUAUCAACCAACAAGGACUUAGAAUUCAAACAGGGAAACUAGAUUCUAAUGUUGAAUUAUUAGAAGAGUAUAUUAAUGAAAUACGGAUUCCAUUAUUUUUCAGAGAUUUAAUUCGUGAAAUGGCACGUCCUAUGAUUACACCUCAUAAACAAAUUUAUAUUCCACGAGUAUUGGAAAUAUCAGGUAGAAAAAAAUAUCGAAAAUUAAAAGAACAAGAAGAAUUAAUUGAUAAACUUAGAUUUGAUAUAAAUUUGAGGAAACUUUCUUGGGAUAAUUUAGAAAUUGAAGAAAUCGAACCUGCUAAAUUUGGAAUGUAUCAUGAUGAAAAAAAUCUUAUAUCUUCAUUUAAUAAAUUACCAGAGUUUAGAUUUUGGACAAUUGCAAUUUUGAAACAUAUACGAUUUAAUCAAUUCAGAUUGAAUUAUUGUAAAGACAACUGGGUGGAAUUGGAUAAAGGAAGUGAUGAACCAUUUCAAAAGAUGCAAAAGGCAAGCCAAAUAUUUAAAGAAACAAAUUUGAUAAGUGGAUUUUGUGUAUAUCGAAAUAAUGGUAAAGUUACCAUUAAUUCAUUAUCAUUGUUAGGAAGCAAAGUUGACACAAGAGAUUUUCAAUUAGAUUUUAACGAUCGUUUUCCAACAGAUUCAAAGUUUUCUUCUUUAUCACAAUCAAAGUAA
Molecule: messenger RNA, 819 nt
Organism: Candida tropicalis MYA-3404
Lineage: Eukaryota; Fungi; Ascomycota; Pichiomycetes; Serinales; Debaryomycetaceae
Exons: 1
Coding region: 1-819 (272 amino acids)
Source: RefSeq, a predicted model, not a curated record